UAAAAUAAAAUAAAAACCCAAAUCCCGCUCUCCGCCCAAAACAUUUUUUUGGUUGCCCGCUCGUUCCUCCCUCUUCUUCUCAUCUCUCCCUCGCGCGCCCUUACCAAAUUUCAUUAUUCUUAUCUGAAAUUCCCCAAAUCUAAAAUCCUAAAAAAAGUCAAAAUUCCAAAGACUUGUUUUUCAUUUCACUGGAUCAGUCUCACUCUCUCUCUCUCCCUCCCUCUUGAUCUUUUAGGGUUUCUUUCAAUUUUAGGGUUUUCGGGACAACCAAGUCAUUUUGCUGUUUGAUUGGUGGUUACUAUGGCGACGGAAACCCUAGACGAGAAGAAACAGGACGAGGAGGCUCCUCCAGAGAACGAUAAAGAGGAGGCUAAAGAAGAGAAAGAGAAAGAAAAAGAGGAGGUUUCCGAAAAAGAAUUUUCUCGGGAAAGUGAGGGAAAUAAGGAAGUUGAAGAGAAAGAGGAGGGGAAAGAAGAGAAAGGUGAGGAGACUAAGGAGGAAGAAGGAGAGAACGAAGAGGAUGGGACUAAAAAUGCCGAAGAUAGUAGUCGAAAGCGAAGCUCAAGGAAACCGAGUCGAGAUUCGGCUGAGAAGAAUGAGCCUGUGACGCCGAGUAGUGACAGGCCUACAAGGGAAAGGAAGGUCGUUGAAAGGUACUCUGCUCCUUCCGUUGCCAGGUCUUCGUCUGCCAAACCCUUGUCAAUUGAAAAGGGUCGCGGUACACAGCUUAAAGAUAUUCCAAAUGUGGCCUUCAAGUUGUCAAAGAGAAAACCUGAUGACAAUCUGCAGAUGCUUCAUAUGAUACUCUUUGGAAAAAAGGCAAAGCCUCACAGUUUGAAGAGAAACAUUGGCAAAUUUUCAGGCUAUGUUUGGGUUGAGAAUGAGCAGGAAAAACAAAAGGCAAAAGUAAAGGAAAAAAUUGACAAAUGUGUUAAAGAAAAAUUGGUUGAUUUCUGUGAUGUGCUGAAUAUUCCAAUAACAAGGGCCACUGUAAGAAAGGAGGAAGUCUCUGUCAAAUUGUUGGAAUUUCUGGAAUCUCCCCAUGCUACAACUGACAUUCUACUUGCUGACAAGGAACAGAAGGGUAAAAAGCGUAAAUCUACACCAAGCAAAAACAUUGGUUCUGGGGAAGCAUCAGAUACGUCAGCCAAGCGACAAAGAACAACCCAGGGUGGGGAAAAACAUAAGCAUUCCUCCAAAUCUGAGGAAGAAGAUGAAGAUGAUAAAGUUGAAUCCCCUGUCGCUAAAGAUGAUUCUCAUGAAGAUGAUGCUGAUGCUACACCUAAAGCAGAGAGUGAUGAUGAAGAGACUAAAUCAGAGGAAGAAGAUGAACCCAAGAAAUCAAGCAAAAGAAGUACUUCAGAAAGGAUUACAAUGGAGAGUCCGGAGUCAAAAAGCAAGGAUAAGUCUACAUCUGGAAAGAAGCUUACCCAUGCAAAAUCUAGCAGGAAAUCUUCUGGAUCAACUUCAAAAACAGGGGAUAUUGAUGUUGAUGGGACUUCUGGAUCAAAAUUGAAGGGUUCUGCAUCAAAAAAACAGAAGGUUGGAAAGGAAACUUCUAAGGAUGGCAGUUCUUCCACCAAAGACAAGGUUGCUGGCAAGAAGCAAACAAACAAGUCACCAGCAAAGGUUUCUGCCAAGACUCGAGGAAAAGGCAAAAGUGGCAAGAAGCCUACAGGAGAGCCUAGCAGGGAAGAGAUCCAUGAUGUAGUAGUAGAUAUUCUAAAAGAAGUGGACUUCAACACUGCAACAUUAUCUGAUAUUAUUCGACAACUUGGUAAGCACUUCAAUCUGGAUUUGAUGCAUAGAAAAGCUGAGGUGAAGGAUAUUAUUACAGAUGUGAUAAAUAACAUGUCUGAUGAGGAAAGUGAGGAGAAUGCUGAUAAAAAUGGGGAUGGGGAUGAUGAUGAUGAUGCUUAAUUCAAUCGAGGAAUUAUAUGACCAUGUAAAACAUGUGAGAUAUGUGCAGUUAUCAGUAAUUUAUCUCCCUCCUGGGAUUUCAUUUGCAAUUCUCAUACAAUUAUAAAUUGUAGUCUCAUUUUAGAUGUUCAAUAGGUGGGAUUGUAUCAUAUGAUAUGAGUUAGUGACUUAUUUUUUUUGUAGUAUCUUAUUAUUGCUUGUUUGGCCUCAAUUUACAAAUUU
Molecule: messenger RNA, 2142 nt
Organism: Durio zibethinus
Lineage: Eukaryota; Viridiplantae; Streptophyta; Magnoliopsida; Malvales; Malvaceae
Product: DEK domain-containing chromatin-associated protein 1-like
Biological process (GO): regulation of double-strand break repair; chromatin organization
Cellular component (GO): nucleus
Molecular function (GO): DNA binding; histone binding
Source: RefSeq, a predicted model, not a curated record